AUGAAUGCAUCCCAUAGGGAAUCUAGAAUUAGAAAGCGGUCAUCAAAUGCCUGCCAACGAUGCCGCAAGCAAAAGAUCAAAUGUUCUGGAAUUCAACCAUGUAACACAUGCCACAAGCGGAAACUGACCUGUACAUUCGACGAUCGUGAUCAGAAGAUUCUUGUGACUCGGGGAUUUAUUGAAGACCUUCAGGCAAGAAUUUCAUCCUUGGAACGUGACGAAGAUGAAACAUCUAGCCUGCACAGCUAUAUUGAACAGGACAGAGCUAGGUCCAAUCAUGAGAAUAUCCCCUUGAUUGAAAAUAGAUUGGACCCAAAUCUUGAAGAGGAGUCAGACCUGACGAACCCACUCUCUACCGCUCCAUCAACCUUUAUGACUGCUGCAAAUGGCCGUACUUUCUACCUAGGAACAUCAUCCAACUGGUCUUUUGCUCGAAGGAUCCUAAGUAUGACCCACGAACAUGUCUACAAUUCUCCUCUUCCAACAGAAAGUUUGCUUUUUGAAGGUUCGACGUAUGACUUAGGCUGGGAUGGGUUGCGAACCACAGUUGAUCAAGAACUUCCUAUCGUUCCAACCUUGGAUUAUUCCAUAUACCUGAUCAAUGCUGUCAAAUUUCAUGCUGGACAAUUGUUCCACCUCUUCGAUGAAGGAACUUUUAUGGGGGGCUUGUAUGCAUUCUAUGAAGAUCCACAGCAACAGAUGGCUUCCCCUGACCUAUGGUACAUUCAUUAUUUGGUUAUAAUUGCGCUUGGGAAAGCACUGGUUGUCCACCGAAAUCGAACUGGCCGACCCCCUGGCUGUGAAUUCUUCACCAAGGCGCUCCAGCUGCUUCCAGACUCUACACAUCUCUGCAGAGACCCCGUCAAUGCAACAGAGAUUCUAUGCUGCAUAGCACUAUACCUUCAAUCACUGGAUUUUCGCAGUGCGGCCCACAACUUCAUCGGUCAAGCCGUACGGAUCGCCCUCGCCCAGGGUAUGCACACUGACAUGCCAGUCCAACACCUUGGGGACGCUCUCGUUCAGAGAUGUCGCAGUACAUGGUGGACAAUUUACAUCUUGGACCGAUUAAUGACCUCGUUGAUGGGAUUGCCUCAGUCUAUUCACGACAGUCAAAUUCAUGACCAGCUUCCAUAUUUUCCAGGUUCACCCCAAAAGGCAAUUGCGCUGAGCAUGCAAAUCCGCAUGUGUCAAAUAAUUGCGGAAAUAAAUAGCACUGUGUACGGAGCCGACGGGCGAUUAAAUCAGAAAUUCCUUGUGAGAACCAAAAAAGCACUGGCUAGCACGACUAAUUUGGCAAGCGAUCUCCAGAGAUCAUUUGACUUGCAGUUGGACAAAUCUACAAUAAGUGGCGUUUCUCGACUGUCAGCCCAUUUGCACCUACUCUAUCACCAAUGUAUUGUUCUAGCAACACGACCUUUAUUAUUAUGCUUCUUGACGAUGAAAUUCCAAUCUGCCGAUAUUUGUCUCGAGACUCUUGAUUCGUUAGCAAAUGUGCUUCGACUGCUUCAGGUGUGCAUUGACUCCGCACAGCAACAACUUAAUAUCCUUACCUGUCUAUACGAGCAAAGUCUUCUUGAUAGCUUUCUUCCAUUUGACCUCGAAGCCACAUUUGUCUCCAGCAUCGUCCUUUUAAUAGCCCCAAAAAUCGAUAUCUCUCUCUUGGAAAAUCGCACAGCGUGGCUACAGAAGAGUUAUGUGAUUCUGGACGAUAUGAUUUCUCGCGGAAACCUCAUUGCGCGGUUUCGGAAAUCCGAGCUCGAGCAGCUGGGCAGGUUAUUGGACAUGCUCUCCCCGGAUGGGCCAUUUCAACCUGAUGAUUCAAUGGAAAAAGGACAGCAGGAUGGUGUAGAAACCCCAAUGUCAUCGCUAAUGCAUCAUACGUAUCGGGUGACUGAGCUACUGAGUUUGAACGAUGGGCUUACGACGGCUGAGAUUAUGGCGGUAGCAGAGUCGAUUGACACUGGAGAUGUAGACUGGGUUGCUCACGCAGUUACCGAGAACCAGAUUUGGUAG
Messenger RNA from Talaromyces proteolyticus, 2013 nucleotides. Its product is annotated as Zn(II)2Cys6 transcription factor. Gene Ontology annotation, molecular function: DNA-binding transcription factor activity, RNA polymerase II-specific; DNA binding; zinc ion binding. The transcript is spliced from 9 exons. Bases 1 to 2013 code for a protein of 670 amino acids. Lineage: Eukaryota; Fungi; Ascomycota; Eurotiomycetes; Eurotiales; Trichocomaceae. The record is from RefSeq and is a predicted model, not a curated record. Gene Ontology annotation, biological process: DNA-templated transcription; regulation of DNA-templated transcription.